This is a messenger RNA of Neoarthrinium moseri, 1605 nucleotides long. RefSeq lists its product as uncharacterized. The record is from RefSeq and is a predicted model, not a curated record. Gene Ontology annotation, biological process: 3-(3-hydroxy)phenylpropionate catabolic process. The transcript is spliced from 2 exons. Bases 1 to 1605 code for a protein of 534 amino acids. Lineage: Eukaryota; Fungi; Ascomycota; Sordariomycetes; Amphisphaeriales; Apiosporaceae. Gene Ontology annotation, molecular function: FAD binding; 3-(3-hydroxyphenyl)propionate hydroxylase activity.
AUGAACUUUCACACUUCUCACAUGGAAAAUGAGCCAUUCUAUAGUGUGCCCACCGAUGGUGAUGCAGUCCAACAGGCUCUUCCGAAUACCCUUAUUCAGAUUCAGCCAGGUUUAGAACGCGCCUUUCGAGCUAAGCUCCAGGAAUCUCCAUAUUGCGAUCUACGUUGCGGUUGCGAGGUGAUUGCCAGAGAAGCCACCGGCUCAGGAAUUGUGGCAACGUAUCGUACUCAAGACAACGUCUGUAAAGGGAUCACCGGGCAAUGGCUUGUAGGUGCGGAUGGGAAGCGAGGUGUAGUACGGAAACACUUUUUGGAAGAUGCAGCAGGCAUACGGCAAGUCAAUGGUUCUUACCAGUAUGACGGAACUUGGAUCGCCGCAAAUCUAAAGAUCACCCUACCAACGCCUUCGAGUCACCCGGAAUUGCCUUUAUGGCCACUCGGAUACACCCCAGAAGACGUAUUCGACUUGUUCUGGCCCAAAGGCUGGCAUUUCUGCAGCCCUCCCGGGAAAGCUACCGCCGGCGGCCGAUUUGGCCCAUACAAGGAGCGCCUGUGGCGACACGAGUUUGAGCAAGGAAACUGGGAUGACUCAAUGGAUGCUGAGAAGCUGCUUUGGGAACAACUUGAAAUCAUGUUCACUCGUCAACGGGAUGGGCGCUACCAACCACUGCCUUUUGGCACCGUUUCAUUUCCAAAGGACUGCAUUGAGAUACUCCGCUGUCACCAAUUCCGCUUCACACACAAAGUCGUCAACAAAUGGUUCCAUGAUCGCAUCAUCUUGAUCGGCGAUGCCGCACAUGUUUUCCCACCAUUUGGCGGUCAAGGAAUUGCAUGUGGACUGAGAGAUGCACAUCAGCUUGCAUGGCGUCUCUUCUUGCUCACACGUCUCCCAAGUGUCGACCGACCCUUGGGUGAUACGUUACUUGCAACAUGGGAAAGGGAGCGAACUUGGGGUGUAAAGGAAGCUGCAACCAUCACCAAGAUAAAUGGACAACUCUGCAACGAAGGUGAUACCUACAGUUUCUGGAUUUUUCGGCUUGUCAAGUGGAUUUCACAGCAACUGCCUUUUAUUCCCUCUGAGCCUGACCUAUUCCUCAAAUGGGAACAGAGAGGAUACCGGUCAGUCGAUGGGUUCCAUCUCAAGCAAUAUGGGGGUGGUGGUAAAAUUGCACAAGUGUAUGUUGACUCCGACGGCGACGGCCCCAUGCUAUCUGAUCAGCUGAUAGCCCAUACGUCUAUCGUAACUCUUCUGGUCAUCAGCAACAUUCCCCAAGACCUCAUUCUUCAGGCUAAAGAAGUGAUUCAAUCAUUCAACUUUCCGAAGCAGAUUAUCAACGACCAGUGCAUCAGAGCUUUCUCUUCAUCAAGACCUCCUGAUGUGGAAAUUGCAACCGAAACGUGUUUUCCAACGCCAAUACCGGACAUUGGAGAAGACGUUCGCGAGGGCUAUAAUGAGUCAAACUUCAUAGAGCGCUUGCUUCCCAAUGCUUGCUUUGUGCUUGUUCGGCCCGAUUUUUACAUAUUUGCUCAAGCAAGGACGACGGAAGAGCUGGUGGCCAGUCUCCAGAAGCUCAAGGAAAUUUUCAUCCUUCAGGUAUCAGAUUAG